GCGGCGGCGGCGGCGGCGGCGGCGCGCUGGAAGCGGCCAUGGCAAAGCAGUACGACUCGGUGGAGUGCCCGUUUUGCGAUGAAGUGACCAAAUAUGAGAAGCUGGCUAAGAUCGGCCAAGGCACCUUUGGGGAGGUGUUUAAGGCCAAGCACCGCCAGACUGGCCAGAAGGUGGCUCUGAAGAAGGUGCUGAUGGAGAACGAGAAGGAGGGGUUCCCCAUCACGGCCCUGCGGGAGAUCAAGAUCCUGCAGCUGCUGAAGCACGAGAACGUGGUGAACCUGAUCGAGAUCUGCCGGACCAAAGCCUCUCCCUAUAACCGCUGCAAGGGCAGCAUUUACCUGGUGUUCGACUUCUGCGAGCACGACCUCGCGGGGCUGCUGAGCAACGUCCUGGUCAAGUUCACACUGUCUGAGAUCAAGAGGGUGAUGCAGAUGCUGCUCAACGGCCUCUACUACAUCCACAGGAACAAGAUCCUGCACAGGGACAUGAAGGCUGCCAACGUGCUCAUCACUCGGGACGGGGUCCUCAAGCUGGCCGACUUCGGGCUGGCCCGGGCCUUCAGCCUGGCCAAGAACAGCCAGCCCAACCGCUACACCAACCGCGUGGUGACGCUUUGGUACCGGCCCCCGGAGCUGUUGCUGGGUGAGGCCCUGGAGCAGGCUGAGGCUGGGCAGGGGCCAGGCGCCUGCCUGGGCUUCUUGAGCCACCUGCCCCGGGGCUCCGAGUCUCCCGGGGCCACGGGCUCAAAGGGCCUCCUGCUGCGCUCUUGUUCCCAGGGGGAGCGGGACUACGGCCCCCCCAUCGACUUGUGGGGCGCCGGGUGCAUCAUGGCAGAGAUGUGGACCCGCAGCCCCAUCAUGCAGGGGAACACGGAGCAGCACCAGCUCGCACUCAUCAGCCAGCUCUGCGGCUCCAUCACUCCUGAGGUGUGGCCGAACGUGGACAAGUACGAGCUGUUCGAGAAGCUGGACCUGGUGAAGGGCCAGAAGCGGAAGGUCAAGGACAGGCUCAAGGCCUACGUGCGACCCUACGCGCUGGACCUCAUCGACAAGCUGCUGGUGCUGGACCCCGCCCAGCGCAUCGACAGCGACGGCCUCAACCACGACUUCUUCUGGUCCGACCCCAUGCCGUCGGACCUCAAGGGCAUGCUGUCCACCCACCUGACGUCCAUGUUCGAGUACCUGGCGCCCCCGCGGCGGAAGGGCAGCCAGAUCACCCAGCAGGCGACCAACCAGAGCCGCAACCCCACCACCACCAACCAGACGGAGUUCGGAGCGCGUCUUCUGAGGCCGCGCCUCCCGCUGUGACUCGCGCUGCGGAGCCCGCGGGCCGACGCGGUUCUCUCUAGUGCGCGUUUUAUUUAUUCCCCUGCCCGGGGCGCCGGGAUGCCCAGCCGGCUGGACUGGAGGGAAGCAUGGCUGCCCGGCUAGGAGGGCACUGGGGGCGACUGCCCCGGCCCCAGCUUUCUGGACGGUGCCUGGGGGUCUCCGUGCCUGAGGCGGGGACGGGCUGGGAGGAGGGGCUCCCAGCAUGAUGGGAGGAGGAGGGGACGGUCCCUCGCUCACCCUGGCCUCCCGGGACGAGCGGCUGGCCUCGGGACGGUGUGCUCCCGCCGCCUCCCGGGAGCCCUGGGGCUGGCGGGAGCAGGAGUGUUUUAUCGGGUUGCGUGAUUGAGUUGAGGGACAUUCCUUCGUGCAGUUUGGUUAGUUACAAUUAAAAGUUGGCUUUUUUUUUUUUUUUUC
Lepus europaeus (European hare) is the source of this 1742-nucleotide messenger RNA. It is a transcript of the gene CDK9, whose product is annotated as cyclin dependent kinase 9. Gene Ontology annotation, cellular component: nucleus. NCBI's taxonomy places the organism in Eukaryota, Metazoa, Chordata, Mammalia, Lagomorpha, Leporidae. The record is from RefSeq and is a predicted model, not a curated record. Gene Ontology annotation, biological process: protein phosphorylation. Gene Ontology annotation, molecular function: cyclin-dependent protein serine/threonine kinase activity; ATP binding.